Messenger RNA from Camponotus floridanus (Florida carpenter ant), 1146 nucleotides. RefSeq lists its product as uncharacterized. The record is from RefSeq and is a predicted model, not a curated record. Lineage: Eukaryota; Metazoa; Arthropoda; Insecta; Hymenoptera; Formicidae. Bases 1 to 1146 code for a protein of 381 amino acids. The transcript has a single exon.
AUGGCGAAAUGUCAGUCCGUCAAAACGUGCUUUACUUGCAAAUCGCGGCACCACACACUGUUGCACGACGCGUACGCAACACCAACAUCGACACCAACAUCGACACAAGAGGCAAGCACUUUUUCAACCACACACACUGCACACGAUCACAAGGCGACUCUUCUCGCCACGGCGCGCGUCAUCCUCAACGACCGCUCGGGACAACCUCACGACGUGCGAGCUCUGCUCGAUCAAGGAUCCGAGGUGUCUCUCGUCUCAGAAGAUUUAGCUCAGCGCCUGCGGCUGGCGCGCACUCGCUGCUCAAUGUCGGUAAUCGGUGUUGGAGCACGGUCAGGAUCCACUCGCGGAAGGAUCACGCUCGCAUUAAAGUCAAAGGCGACUGGAGCACCUCUCACUGUAGUCGCCUACGUCCUUCCAAGGUUGUCUUCCUACCAGGGGCCAGCAGUUCGGGGCUCCACCACGUGGAGGCACACUCACGGCCUCACUUUGGCAGAUCCACACUAUCUGCAGCGAGACCCGAUUUAUCUUCUCCUCGGUGCCGAUGUCUUUUCCUCCAUCCUUCUCGAUGGACUCCGAAAGGGCCGCGAGGACCAACUCGUCGCGCAGAGGACGGCAUUCGGGUGGAUCUUGUCAGGAGGCUGCGGAGUGGUGACAUCCAAUGGCGUCAUCAGCUCCCUCCAGUGUGCUCUCGACCAAGACCUGAACGAUCUGGUUCUAAGAUUUUGGGAGCAAGAACGGGAACAGCCUGCUUCCGUCGCCAUCACACCAGAUGAAGAACGAUGCGAAGAGAUCUUCAGUCGCACUCACGAGCGCCAAGAAGACGGGAGGUACAAGGUACGACUGCCGCUGGCUGGCUCUCUGCCACCUCUCACCCAUACACGAAAAUCCGCCGAGCGACUUCUCGCGGCAAUGGAGCGACGUCGUUCCAGAGACGAUGACUUCGACAUGCUCUACUGCGACUUCCUAGAAGAAUAUGCAAAAUUGAAGCACAUGACUUUGGUCAAUACACCGCUUGUGAGCAAUACACCAGUAUGCUACUUACCGCAUCACGGUGUGCUCCGAACUGCGAGCACGACCACCAGAUUGAGGGUUGUCUUCAACGGAUCCCAAUGCACGCCUGCCGGAGACUCCCUCAAUAAGAGUUGA